GCCGCGGGGCUCCUCCUCGCCAACUCCCUCGCCGUGCAGCCCCUCGCCGCCGCCGUGCUCCUCGACGCCAACGCCAUCAGCCGCGCCCACCCGGCCAGCGCCUCCUACCCGGGCCUCGUCAGGACGCUCAACCGCGACCUCAGGCGCCUCCUGCUCGACGUCGGCGCGUGCCUCCUCGCCGCCGUGCUCGCCGGCUCCGCGAUCAAGAUAGCCACCGUCUACGCCGCCGUCGCCGCCUUCUCCGUCCCCGACCGCCCCACCGCGUCCGCCGUCCUCGCCAGCGCGCGGGCCAACCUCCUGGGCCCCGCCCUCACCGUCGCCUUCGGGUACGCCCUCGAGGUCGCCUGCGCCGCCGCCAUCGUCGCCCUGGCGGCGCUCACCGUCUACCUCCUCGACUACUCCCUGCUGCUCCUCUUCCUCGACGCGCUGCUCGUGCUCCUCGCCUCGCUCUUCCUCGUCUACCUCACCGUCGUCUGCGCCGUCGCCGUCGUCGUCUCGGCGGCCGAGCCCGACCGCCGCGGCCCCGCCGCGGUCUCCCGCGCCUGGCGCCUCAUGCAGAGGAAGAACGCGCAGGCCGUGCUCUACGUCGUCGCCACGUGCGCGCUCGGUGCCGCGGUCUCGCCCAUGUACACGCUCGCGCUCAGGCGCUGGCCCAAGAGCGCGUGGACCGGGGUGGCCGCCGGAGUCGCCUACGUCCUCCUGCUCGGCGCCGUCGAGGUCUUCUCCGUCGCGGCGGUCACCGCAUACUACUUCGAGUGCAGGGAGAGCAAGGAGGAGGAAGACGAGAUGGCGCGUCACAGAUACGCCAAGCUGCCCAAUGGAGACGAAGCUAAUAUUUGACCAAUUCAUCACCCAAUUUUUUACUUGUCAAUAUUAUUUGUAGCGAACAAAUACUACUAACAGAGAACACGCAGAAUUAUUUA
Molecule: messenger RNA, 923 nt
Organism: Lolium rigidum
Lineage: Eukaryota; Viridiplantae; Streptophyta; Magnoliopsida; Poales; Poaceae
Exons: 1
Source: RefSeq, a predicted model, not a curated record